Messenger RNA from Paramuricea clavata, 8641 nucleotides. Lineage: Eukaryota; Metazoa; Cnidaria; Anthozoa; Malacalcyonacea; Plexauridae. The record is from the annotation of a GenBank genome assembly.
AUCGUCCCUGAUGAUUUUAUAUGUGUUAAUGUGAUUUAUUUAAUCCUUACCCAUCAAUGAUGUUUUCAGGCGGAUACUUUUCAUCGUAUGCUGUCGAUAAACUUAUCCUAGCCCCACGUUUAACUAGUGCAACUUCUAUCAUUUUCCUUCAAAUUUCAGAUCUCUGUUGUCAACAACAAUUUACAAUGACAACUGGCAAUGCUAUUAUGUUUCACUUUAAAUGAAGUAUUACUGUAAAUCAUUGUUUUGGUCUUCCGCUGGUGUCGCGCGGGAGCGAAAAGGAAGGAAAAUUUGGAAAAGAAAAGUAAAUAAAAAUACUAAAUACAAUUUCAGAGGUCUGCGAAGGUGAAAUAUAACAGUUAAUGUGUCAUUAAAUGUCCAGGUAUGUAACAUAACUUUGAGCUCAAAUAAUUUUUGUUUUGGUUGGAAGUAAACACCAUGAAUUACGACUACAGCUUGUCGAAUGUCGACUUAACGACAGGCAGUCAGGACAUAAUGACAUACAGCUGUACAGUACUACGACACAAUCUGACAGCUGCAUAAUUUUAUUGUUUCAAGAUUACAUCGUCUGUUACACUCUGUUUGGUACUCAGGUCACUUUAUUCCUGUUUGCAGUAGUGAUAUCAUUGGGAUAGUUUUGUAUUUUAAAGUCACAGACUGUGUAAGGGGCGACAUCCAUACUCAAAUUGCCACGCAAAACGUCAUUUUGACGUUUUGAGUGGGUGGGUGGGUUUUCAAGAAUCAGUUUGACGUUUUGCGUGGCAGUUUGAAAUUUUUAAAUCAGAAAAUAUUGAACACAUGUGCAGAAAUGAUUUUGGAUGUAUAUGUAGAAGUUAACUUGAAGAAUUUGUGUAUUUCACUGUACCAAAGGCUUUAAACACGUUAUCAGUUUUCGCGAAAAUACGAAAAAUAUUUAAUACAGGUAUUAAUUUAUAUCAUUAUUUAAAACUACAUGAGCAUUGAUUUGAAACAUUAUUACUCACUGGUAACACCUUUGAGGUCUCCCUUUUAUAGUUUUAAUAACAAUAUACACUUGACGUUUUCAGCACUGCGUGGGUGGGUCAAAACAAAAACGUCAAAAUGACGUUUUGCGUGGCAAUGUGAGUAUGGAUGUCGCCCCUAAAACGCACUGCUGUCUGUCACUGCAUGCAUGCACACGCCCAUAUUUCAUGGAUUCAAUGGAAUCGUCAUGCAUGUUCCACCAUAGAGUAGCAUACAGUGAUGCUUCAGUUUAAUCCACCAACAUAUUCUUUAAUCCAAGCUGCUGUCAUCUAUUUUUUUUCUGCAAACUAUGAAUAUGAAAAACCAACAAUGGCAGCAUUCUUUCCUAAUUGACAAGUAAAAUUGUCUGGCAUUCAAGUAGAGUGUUUAAUAGACAGGGCAAAAUAAUAAAGUAUUGUGCAUUGGCACUUAAAGGGUUAAUGAUCAUUGAGUGACGGCACUCUCCCUUUGAUGAGUAAAAUUUCUGGCGUUAUAGAGAGAGCAAAAUAAUUUAUACUUAUGUAUACGUACUAGUCAAUUGACGGCCCCCACAGCAUAUAGCGGGGAAUUAACGAGCACAGAGCCGCGGAUAACACCUAUUUAAUGCUGCAUUUCUCCGGGGAGACCGGGGAUUUAACAAGCAUACUAUUUGCCUGGAUAAGUAGCCAGGAUUUUAAUGCUCGGCUAGAAUAAAGGCGUGGGUACGAGUGAUCUUCGCUUGCUCGUUGAUCAACAAUGGCGGAAUCAUUGAGAGGUCAUUACAAGUGUUUGAACAUGCUCAUCGGUUUAGUGCUACACAUACUAUCUUAAUUAGACCAACAUAUAUUUUCUCUUAUACUGUAUACAUUCAUGGUCUGCUUGUAUAUAUAGUUGGUUUAUACAUGUCAGAUACAAACCUUGAAUUUAUGAUGACCAAGUACACAUUUUAUUAAUAUUGGUCUACGUGUCGUGGAAAUUAGAGAAUCUCUCGAUCGGGAGAACGAAAACAAAACAAGCUCAAUUGUUUAUUUAAUCUUUGUUUACAUUAUAUAUUGUAUAUUGUUUAUUAAAGUUUGUUGUAGAAAGUGUUCAGAUUUGUGUAUUGUCAUUUGCUAUUUUGUAAUUUGUACAAGAGUUCGUAUUACAUAUCCACCAGCUCCUACAAGAGGGCGUCCAAUUUUGGUACAACCCAAUUUUGUGCCCUAGCUGCACCCCCUGUAGGAAAAUACCAUUAAUGGUAAGAGUUCAGUCUUUACAUUCAUUUGAUUAUAUACUGUAUACAUAGUAAAUAAAAACCAUAAUUUCAAAAACCCAUUAAUGGAAAUUUAUUUUUUCCCUGUGAUUGUACACCUUGCCUCCUGCUGUCCAAAGGGCAAGGGGAGAAAAGGUUCUGAUAAUAGUAAGUGUAUUUAUUUAGGGCAUCCAAAUAGGGUUAACUUUCAAUUUCCUCCAUGGCAGAGGUAUGGAUCAAUAGAACCCAUAUGGAGGCCCAUUAAUGUGCAAGACUCUCCCCUUAAUCAAUGCAUGAGUAUAUAGACUGCCAUUAGACAGAGUAAUUAAAAUAAUAAAAUGGUGCAUUUCGGCCUGCUGCAGCUUAAUGGGUGAAUCACCAGUGCAAAUUAAUCAAAACUUGAGUUGUGAUUUGCGAUUAUUGAUGAACUUUAGACUUCGCUAAUAGUACCCUCUCCACGGGCUUAUGCCGGACCGGCACUCCACGACGUACGUUGGGUUGGGGAUUAUGUGUUUUUCGUUGGAUAUGGCCAUACAUACUAGACUCGGUCUGAUUGCUGGUGUUAUCCUUCAAACUCCUUUGUGUCCAACUACUACUUCCCAAUCAUCUUACUUUAACCGUAUUGUCAAACUCUUGAACAGAGUGUGUAAGAAUGUUGAUUCUGACGCUUUCUCUCCAGUCCCAUUACUUUUAUGUCCUUGCCUUUUUAAAUUUUCCAUUUAUUCAUUUUAUUCUUAUGAGUUAUGUAACUGUUAUUCUUAGACUUCAUGAUAUAUUGUAUGAUUUUUAAAUAUCCAAAUAAAUUUGUGAAAACAAAACAAAACAAAACUUUUUGCUGAACACUAUAUGCCAAACACUAUAUACCCCAAACACUAUGCGCCAAACGCUAUACCUUUGAACGCCUGAAUUAAAUACAAGAUUUCAACAUUGUCGUAAAAUUUUUUUAGUGAUUUUUAUAUCCGCCAGUUUGAUUCCCACAAAUUGUCAAAUUGUGCAUUUAAAUUUAAUUCCAUCGCCCAUAUUAUGAAGAGAAGAUAUGGGUUGCAUGAGCUACGAUUAGGAUUCGAUUACGAUUUUGAAUAAAUGUGCUAUAUAUGGAACAAAACGCAUAGUAAAAAAAUGCACGGUUGAGCGUGCAAUGGAAGCCUUCCGUUGCCCGCUGAGCAAAAUGUAAUUUUUAUUCCAUAUCACGUGGUCAUUAUCAGCCAAUUAAAUGGCCGAAAUUUGAUGAGGUACAUGAUACGCUAUUGACUAUGACUAUGUGGGACUAUAGACGCUAUACUAUAAACUACGUGGACGACUGGACGUUCUUCUGAAUUUUUUAGUAUUAUUAAGAGUUAGCUGGCAAGCGAUCUUUCUUGCGAGUUACACAUUUUAUAAAAUGGGAGCCCUGAAGCUUAAGACCUAUCAAAAAUAUAUCGUGUGGUUCUGGUUUCAUACUUUCAUAUCAUGAAAAAGUACGAAAAUAUUUUUGGGGAAAAAACUUUUUUUGCUUGACAUCGAUCAGUAAUGCGCGUGAAAGUGGUCAGUUGGCAUCAGCACAUAACAUUUCAAUAACUAUGGGCGACCUACGAAAAAGGUAGGGUCGGCAUACCACAUCGAAAAAUCAAAAGGGUCGGCACAAAAAUAAAUGAUAGGUUGAGUAACCGGAACACAGGAUAUUUUGUGUUAGGCCUAACCUUGAUCACUGUAUAGUAUCUAUAACUUUAUUUAUAACAGCUGUUCCAUUAUGUAAUCAACUUUUACUGCAUAUAAAUAAAUUAACAAUGACAUGUAAACUAUCCUCUAGGUGCGAAAAAUGCUUUCUCUACAACUUGUGGCAGAAAUCCAAGCCGGAACCUCCCUUGUAACUCCAUUCCAACCAUGGUGGGAAAUACUUAUAGAUUACUCGCUCACUGGUAUACUGAUGGCAGUUCUAUUAGGACUGGCUGGUGUUACACUUACUGGUACAACUGAAAUUGUAUGCAUACCAAUCGUGAAUGGUAGUCUGUCGACUGAUCUAAGUAUUUCUUCAUAUGUGAAUUCAAGGUAAGAAAUUUCAGUCGAUUUCACGUAAUUUUUGCCUGAAUGUUCCGAACUUCGUUCCAAAGUUCGUAAAUUCGUAGUUCAUAUUGAAAUUCACAGACCAGUUUGUAAACAAAGCCUCUAAUUUGUCCUUGAAUUUAAAGAAUGGUUUAAAGGACGAAGUUCGUAACAUUUAACCCCGACGACAAUAUUCUUGGGCAUAAAAACUCCCAAUUGCCGAAUUUAGUGAAAACCUACAUUUCAUCCUGAGUGAAAUAUGGACAAACGUGGAACUUUUUUAUAGCACAAUUUUCUCACAGUUUCUGUUCGAAGCGUCAAGAUUUGAAUGUGCGAUGACUCUCAAAAGCAUCCGGCAUAAACAUUGGAACAAUAAUACAUGGCGAAGCACCGCCAAAACCAUCCAAUUUUAUAACAAAAGCAGAAUGCAUGACAAUGAAUAAUUCACAAAUUCAUUUUGUCACAAAGCAUAUUUCUAUGAAAUGAGUCAUCGUUUGAAAAUAAUAGUAGUAAUCAACACUUAUAUUGUGUUAAGAGUUCGUUUAUGAUAAAUAGAUUUGAAAAAAACGAUCAACAGAAAUGUGAGGUUUCUUUCUGAAUUUAGUGGGUUUUGUCACCAGUAAUGUUGCUGUCUGCGACUUUGUCAGUGGGGGAUUUUGUUGAUUUUUGUCAUGUUCUGCUUUUGUCAUGGGUUUGAUGUUGAGAUGCACGGUAUGCCUUCUUUCCUGAAAUUUAACAUGAUUAUGCAUUCUUGUCUUCAUUAUUAUGUAGAUGUUCCAGAACAUUUGGUGGGAGUUUUCUCCUCUACUAUCCAUAUCUUGCACUUGUGCUUUAUCUGGUGCUACUAUUUGGUCAUAUAAUAUCGGUGAAGCUCCCGUCCACAAGUUCAUUUCUUGAACUUAUGUUUCAACUUUUUGCCGACUUCAAAGCGCUUCGAAACUCGUCAGCGUACUUUGGAGGCCAAGCCGUAGUGACCAACCCUGAAGAACAGCGCAUGAGCAACGAGACGCAGAAAGGCGGAAAACUUUACAAAGUACUAAAAGUUGAAGUCAAAGAACAAGUCAUCGGUCUGGUGGAACGACUUAUUCAAACUUUGAAAUCAAAUCCCGGCUUCUUCGUGGUGUACGUGGUGAAAUCGGUUAUUCUUUUUGUCGGGAGUGGUUUAGUAAUUGCUGGGAAUGUUGUAGCACUUGUUAUCUAUGAUUGGGCAUUGGUGUUUGAUUGUGAGCUCAAAAUGUCCGUCGCUGCUUUGUAUGAAACAACAACAUGUACAAUUCCCGCAGCCCCUUUCUUGUACAGUCUAAUGAUUGUAACUGCAAUUUUUUCGUCUUUCAUUCUAAUUUUAACCUGCCGAGCAAUUUUCUGGCUGAUUCAAACCAGAAAUUUUCAGUCAGAUUAUUUGCAAAUGUGGAAAAAGGGAAAGCAUAUACUCAGUGAGCAACCAGGAUUUCGAGAUUUUACUUUCUGUUUAAUGUUAAUGAAGUGUAACGGGACGGACGGCGAAGCUGUAUAUGAAACCGUGAAUUCCAGUCUACAGAUAUACACUAGUCUUAAGAUCGAGCAACAUCUUGAGAAAGACCAACUCCUCGGCACGAGUGUAGCGUCUGAUGUACAGUUCGAGCAGGCUAAUUAUAUUUGUGAUUUUAUGCUUCGGGAAAUGGGUAUGCAGAGCAAAGAGACGGGAGAGAGUCAUGAUUUGAUUAACACAGUGAGCGGUCUCUAUGACUAUAUGGGGAUAAACGGUGGUGACAAGGAAGGCGCCGAAAAGAGGUAGGAGGUAUUUUGCAUUCAACCCUUUUUCUCGUUCCUUAUUGAUCAAUAUUUCCAAAUUCUGUAUUCUGACUACAUGUAUAUUCAUUUGGUUCUUGUGCAGAAACUGAUCAAUUUAAGGCCGCUGCAAAUUUACUGUAAUCAAUGCCACGAAUGUUAACGCUCGUUCCAGCGAAGAGCAGUUCCCUUUCGUGAGCGCCUUAAAAACUCGAAACCCGCCGGGGCGAGUGCAAUUUGGAAAAAUUUUUAAACAUGACAAGUUUUGGUAACUUUUAAUUGAACAAGGAACAUCAUAUGAUUAUUAAUUUAUUUGGCCAAUUGAAAAAAUAGUUGAUCAUCGUCCCCGCCCGUCCAUAAAAAUGAGCCUGCAUACCCAGGAUUUUUUUUAAAUUUUCUAUUCAAAAACAGCAACUUUUGUCACGUUGAAAUUUAAAAUUUUCAUGAGUUCCUCUAUAAAUGGUGGAUCACUCGACACUGUAGAAGUCCAAUGUAACAGUCCUGAAAUAAAGUAUACCUUAAUUGUUAUGUAUUUAUUUGACGCAAAUUUUAAUCUUUGUAUAAAAAAUAAAAAUAAUGCAGACAGAGCCAAUAUCUCAAAAGCCCGCCGCCCGACUUUUGGCAAAAGUAAAGGACGAUGGCCAACUUUUUUCUUUUUCUUUUAUCUGACCAAUAUUUACGAAUUCUAUUAACCCAUGGCUUUUAAAAUGCACUGACCCUACAGUACUUUUGUUCUUUUGCUUGUCCUUUUACUUGAAAGCAUUAGCUAUCGAUAGUUACUCCGACCCGUUCAUUUCCGCAUUUCUGUUUUGUCAGAUUAAGAAAUGCUGUCGUGGACGAACUGAUCUCACACCCAACCCGCUACAAGGACAUGAUUGAUAACAGCAAGGAAAAUCUCUUGACAUUUCGUGAAUAUGUGAGAAGCAUUAAAGACGGAUCUUUCGUGUCUGGCCAGGUGUUUGAAUGUAACUUCGUUUUAAUGGCGUUCGCGAACUGCACUCACUUCAAGAUUGUGGUAUUACGACCUAAGUUGUGCUCGUUUGUUUUCACUCCUCUUUAUGAGGAAGGAGAACACGUGAAAGUUUGUUAUCUGAAGCAUAUACCACCAAGGGAUUACAUUGCUGUGCUUCCACUGGAUGAAGCAUCAGAUGAACAAAUGUUAAACAAAGAUCGGUUUUUAGAAAGUAUGGAAUAUGCAGAAAAGCUUCAAGAUAAAGCACUAAAAUCAUGGCGUUCGACUGGUUACAAGAAUUUCUUACAAAAUUUAACAUCGCUUUUGCCCAAGUAUCUCACUGGUACUGAAGAUGUUUUUGACAAAGUAGACGGAUCUCAUAUCAAUCGUCCAGUUAUGUCUCACCUCACGCUUUUAGAAGACAUUGGUGUUGGAGGAAAUGAAGAUGGGGAGAGCGAAGCGGAGGGAGGUGCGAAAGAAGAAGAGGGAUCUAUGGUUAUAAAUUGAUAACAGGACAUGUUUUUAUAUUGAGUAGAGUUGCCAGGAAAUAAAGUGUGCGAUAAUUCAAGACUUUUUUGUCCCUCGCUUGUACUCCAAAAAUUAUUCUUAGGUAUUUAUGUCGUUAAGAAUUUAAAUGUCCAGGUCUACUUAGUCUUUAAGAUAAGGUAUAUGAAGCAGAGUUUUCUUUUAAUAAACUGAAACAGACUACAGUACGACUUAGAACUAGUGAGCUAGCUCCAUAUAUAUCUAGAGCAAGAACUUCAGUUAUUCGGCCCAUGAGAAAAGCUAAGAUGGCGGCAAUUGACGUCCAAUAGCUCUGCGGGUCGUAAACGGCUUUUAUUCCAUUUUCCCAGCUAAUUCCAGUUUUUUCUAACGGACCGUAUCGUUAACCAAGUUAUCAGUUCAUAAAACCAUAGUGUUAUCUCCUUUAAAACGAUGUCAAAAUACGAAACGUCGGCACACUUCUUGCCAAGAUGGCGGAAAUUGAAGCCGCUAUAUUCGACGUUAUUGUCUGCGCGGUUAACAAGCUGGCUUCACAUUUUGAACUCGAGUUCUCGCUCCAGAUAUAUAUGGAGCUCAGUGUUUAAAUAGCGAUUGUAGCAUUUUAGAUAGCGAUUGUAACAUUUUGCACUGAAUGGGUAACGCAUCUCUUAAUAAAUUCGUGCAAAAAAUGAAGCCGGAAGUGACACUGUCGCCACCUCAUUAAGGCUCCCACUAUACUAUAUUUGUAUUGCAGAAUCAUAGUUGCGCGUCUUUUAUCGAAAAUUGUGUAUAUUUUAUUCAAAAUACACCCAAAACAUGGAAUAACUGCUACACUACAAAUAUAGUGUGGAAAUUGGUGAAAUGAAUAAGCUAUGCGGUACACUGCAUACAAACCCGUUUUAAAAUGAGCUGGAUAUCAAGUGAUCAAUAUCAUUGUUCAGAUACCAAUUGAAAUUGAUAAUUUUUUUGUACUAUAACAAAUGCACUGUUACAUAAAGAGAAUUGUUAUUAUCAUGUCAAGAUUCUGGGCUUAUAUUCAUGUCUGUAUCUAUACCUGAAAUAAAAGGACUAUGAAGAUGUCUGUAACUGUGUAAUAUCCCUUGUAAGACCAUACUGUACUGUUAUUGUAGUGUUUUGUAUUUAACAAAUAUAAAACAUUUUCCGUGUUGUGAUAUACAGUUAUAUCAACACGCGUGGGAAUUGGGAAAACGAGAAAUUGUGUGGUG